Messenger RNA from Anopheles stephensi (Asian malaria mosquito), 2067 nucleotides. RefSeq lists its product as uncharacterized. Gene Ontology annotation, biological process: proteolysis. Gene Ontology annotation, molecular function: aspartic-type endopeptidase activity. The record is from RefSeq and is a predicted model, not a curated record. The transcript is spliced from 3 exons. The annotation marks the transcript as partial. NCBI's taxonomy places the organism in Eukaryota, Metazoa, Arthropoda, Insecta, Diptera, Culicidae.
AUGAUCGAUUCGUCAGCAGAUAUACCUUCGAUACUGAAACUUCAGUAUCUGUUGUCAUCAUUGAAGAGUGAGGCGGCGCUGCUGUUCGAGCAUACCACAUUGACCGCGGACAACUAUGCGACCACCUGGGCCGCGCUGCUGAAACGGUAUGAUAACCCGCGCAUGUUAGUCCGUGAUUAUUAUCGAACAUUGCAUCACCUUCCCGCGAUGCAUGAAGGAUCUGUGGAUGAAUUGGCGCAGCUUGUGGACGAGUUCACGCGGCACGUGAACGGUUUAAGAAAGCUGAAGGAACCGGUUGACAACUGGGACACUCCCCUCACCACAUUGCUGUUCUUCAAAUUGGAUUCAUCAACCAUCCUAGCUUGGGAAAAGCAUUCAUCGGCCAGCCCCAAGGAUAAGUAUUCAGAUCUAAUCGAUUUCCUGCAGGAUAGAAUCCGAAUCCUUCGUUCGUCCCAAACGUUAGCGAAGAUAUCUGAAUCGAAACAAACGCCGGUGGUACGGUCGUGCAAUUCCGUCUUCCGUUGCAACAAGUGCAACGCACGUCAUCACAGCAUGUUGCACGACGAUUCACCGCCACAGGUAACCAUGAACGUAGGUUCGAGCAAUGAAAUUGUGGUUCUCAAAACGGUGGUUCUCUGGUUAGUCGAUGACCAUGGCAUUCGGCAUGAAGCACGAGCGUUGUUGGAUUCAGGAUCCAUGUGCAAUAUCGUGUCCGAAUCCCUAGCGCGGAAGCUGCUGACACGUCGUACAAAGAUCAACGUUGCAUUGACAGGUAUCGGUGAGGGUGUUCAGCAAGCCAAGGGUUCGAUCAUCGCAACGGUGCAGUCAAAGUCAGCGCCAUUUUCGUCGCCACUUGAGUUCCUGAUAGUGAACUCCCCUUGUGCUGAGAUACCGACUGCCCCAAUCGAUGUUGCUGGUUGGAAAUUCCCUGACGUUCCGUUGGCUGAUCCUGCCUUUAACCUUCCUUCAAGAGUUGAUGUGAUCAUUGGGAGUGAUGCAUAUUGGGAAUGGCAUACCGGAAAGAAGCAGUUACUGGUCAAAGGCGGUCCUUGGAGCCAUGAGUCUCUCGAUACAUUGCUGCAACGGUUUUGGGAGAACGAGACCAAUCUAGAGGGACCCGCUCUCUCGCUUGAGGAAGAUGCUUGUGAGAAGCAUUAUGCUGCCACUACAACGCGUGAUCACCAUGGUCGUUACAUCGUUUGUCUGCCUCGUAAUCCCAGAGCAGAUAUAGUAUUGGGUUCAUCAAAGGAGAUUGCGGAUCGACGACUGAUGGCUGUGGAGCGGCGAUUGAAGAUCAACCCUGAAAUGGAGAUGGAAUAUAAGCGUUUCAUGCAAGAGUACGAGGAACUUGGUCACAUGCGAAAACUUACCGAACCAGUGGAUGAUAGUGUUCCGCAUUGUUAUAUUCCUCACCAUGCGGUGGUGAAGGAAUCGAGUACAUCCACAAAAGUACGGGUCGUGUUUGACGCGUCCUGUAAAACGAGCUCGGGAUACUCCUUAAACGAUACGUUACUAGUUGGCCCAAUUGUCCAGGAAGAUCUACUAACGAUUAUAUUGCGAUUCAGGUCCUACGCAAUCGCAUUAGUGGCCGAUGUGGAAAAAAUGUACCGGCAAAUUCUCCACACCAUCAUCGAUCGGAAUCUGCUACGUAUCAGGUACCGAAAGAGCCCCCUGGAUCCGAUAUCGACCUACGAGCUGAAUACCGUUACUUACGGCACGGCGUCAGCUCCAUUCCUCGCCACUAGAACGCUCCAGCAGGUUGCGCAUGACCACAAAGAUCAAUUCCCGAAGGCAGUUGAUCCCGUGUUACGUGAUUUUUACGUCGACGAUCUACUAACAGGAGCGACUGACCUUAACGAAGCAGUAGAAGUGCGAAAGCAAAUCACCGCAAUGCUCGAUUCAGCUGGUUUCGCAUUGAAAAAGUGGGCAUCUAACGUUCCAGAAUCGCUUCUAGAUGUCCCACGUGAAGAUCUUGCGAUUCAAUCAAUGCACGAGUGGAAGGAUGGUCAAGCUGUUUCGACGCUGGGGCUGGUUUGGGAACCCGCCAACGAUUCGUUUUCCUUCAAG